Drosophila obscura is the source of this 950-nucleotide messenger RNA. RefSeq names its product serine-rich adhesin for platelets-like. NCBI's taxonomy places the organism in Eukaryota, Metazoa, Arthropoda, Insecta, Diptera, Drosophilidae. Bases 69 to 872 code for a protein of 267 amino acids. The transcript has a single exon. The record is from RefSeq and is a predicted model, not a curated record.
UCAGGAGGGUAUAUUUUAUUCGCAAAAGUUUGUUUGUCGUCUCCAAAAAAUAAUAAUUUGAAUAGGAGAUGAGACCCGAAACGAGCCGUAGAGCCAGCGUGGCCGUGCGGCGAUACUGCGGCUUGGGCAACCAUUUGCUCAAGACGCCCAACAGCACGGUAAGGAAUCCAAAAAUGCUCCACUUUGCACGACGCAUGAACCGAGAACUGCGGGACGAUAUGCCACUCUGCAAGCGUUGCUACGAUGCGCUGGUAGAACUGUACGAGCUUGAGACCAGAAAUGCGCUGGCGCAUCGCAAGAAGAAGGAGGCGUGGAGCAGCUCGGAAGCGAGCUACUCGGACACCAGCUCGACGACGUCCACAGCGGUAGCACUUAAGCGACCAACUCCCGUAACCGACCGUGAAACUUCCAGCGAGGAUAGUAUGCCCAUAACAAGCGCGGCGAGAAAUGCGCUGGUGCAUCGCAAGAGGAAGGAGGCGGAGAGCAGCUCGGAAUCGAGCUCCAGUCUGCGACAGGACGUUAACUCCUCCUCGGACGCCAGCUCGACGACGUCCACAGCGGCAGCACUUAAGCGACCAACUCCCGUAUCCGACCGUGAAACUUCCAGCGAGGAUAGUAUGUCCACAAAAAGCGCGGCGGCGGCGGAAAAACGCAAGCGCUCCAAUCCGCCGCCAGCUGUACAGCACGUCUCGCAGUCAUCGUACAGCUCAUAUGUGAGCGAUGACGAUGAUCCGAAUUCGAAUUUGAGCCUGAAUGCUGUGAAUGGGACGCGGCUGCCACACAUCCAGCCGAUACCCAAACGACGACGAACGUCGUUGCACCUUAAUAAGGCGGCCAUGGAUAUCUACCUGGCAGGCACAACGGGCGGAUGAUAUUUAUGAACUUUUAAAACAUUCUCGUAGCUCAUAAUGAACGAAUUUGAAUAAAAUACACUCAAAGAUCCUACCAAG